This is a messenger RNA of Theobroma cacao (cacao), 814 nucleotides long. Its product is annotated as 22.0 kDa class IV heat shock protein-like. The record is from RefSeq and is a predicted model, not a curated record. NCBI's taxonomy places the organism in Eukaryota, Viridiplantae, Streptophyta, Magnoliopsida, Malvales, Malvaceae.
AGAAAACCAUCCAACACUGUCAAGCAUUUUCCUGAAGAUCAAUUCUGACCCUUGAAAGCAUUCUUUGCUUUGAUUUUGUUUCAUUAAUUCCCUUUACCAACCCACAAUGAGCACCCAAAAACUCAGCAAAGCGUCUAUGCUUUUCUUGGUUGCAGUAGUCGCUCUUAUGGCGACCCAAGGCAAUGCACUCGUGCCCUACACAAGGUCUCUAUGGGACAUGAUGCUCCCAGCAGAAGACCCUUUUCGAAUCCUGGAACACAUCCCACUGACAGUGCCCAAAGGGGUUGAGACCACCCUGGCGUUGGCUCGAGCAGACUGGAAAGAAACCCCACAGGCGCAUGUCAUCUCCCUGGACAUUCCAGGGAUGAAGAAAGAUGAUGUGAAGAUCGAGGUGGAGGAGAACAGGGUGGUGAGGGUCAGCGGGGAGAGGAAAGAUGAGGAACAAGCUGAGGGAGACAAGUGGCACAGAGCUGAGAGAAUCAAUGGCAAGUUCUGGAGGCAGUUCAGGUUGCCUGGCAAUGCAGAUUUGGAUCACAUCAAGGCUCAUUUGGAAGAUGGGGUUCUGAGGAUUGUUGUGCCCAAGUUUGCUGAGGAGAUUAAGAGGCAGCCUAAGGUCAUUGACAUUGUUGGGGAAGAGGGUUCUUCUGGCCAGGAUGUCGAGGCCACCAAAGCUACUCAAAAGUAGAAUUUGUAGUUACAUAUUUGGUAUCUAUGGAAUGUGAUGAUGGAAAUGUGUUUGUUAUGUAUGAAGAUUUCAUGCUUUAUGUAAUUUCGAUCUAUUAAUUAAUAAAAUAUUAACUGUAUUUUGCCAUAA